Messenger RNA from Carassius gibelio (silver crucian carp), 1187 nucleotides. Its product is annotated as trace amine-associated receptor 13c-like. Bases 25 to 1026 code for a protein of 333 amino acids. Gene Ontology annotation, molecular function: trace-amine receptor activity. The record is from RefSeq and is a predicted model, not a curated record. Gene Ontology annotation, cellular component: membrane. Lineage: Eukaryota; Metazoa; Chordata; Actinopteri; Cypriniformes; Cyprinidae. Gene Ontology annotation, biological process: G protein-coupled receptor signaling pathway. The transcript has a single exon.
UCCACCUUUCAUUAUCCAUCCAUCAUGACAGUGUCUGAUUGGGGCUUGACAAAUGUGGACAAUCAAACAUUCCAAUACUGCUUUCCAGACAACAAUUUGUCUUGUACCAAAAGUAUAAGACCAGAAGUGGAGUACAUUGCUGUGUACAUUUUUGUUUCUGUAACAUCCGUGUUAACCGUGUUUCUCAACUUGUUAGUGAUUAUCUCCAUCUCACACUUCAAGCAGCUCCACACUCCGACCAAUGUGCUGAUCCUCUCUCUGGCCAUGGCUGAUCUGAUCGCAGGACUGAUUCUCAUGCCAGUGCAAGGAAUGCAACUCAUUGAGCCAUGCUGGUACUUUGGAGAAAUGUUUUGUUCAAUAUUUCCUCUUAUUCUGUAUGUGGUUGUCAUAGCAUCUCUUGGUAAUAUGAUUAUUAUAUCUGUGGAUCGGUUCAUUGCUGUGAACAACCCUUUGCGAUAUCCAGUGAAAGUCAAUACUAAUAGAGCUAUUGUUUCUAUUGUUGUAAACUGGUUAUUCUCCUUUGUAUAUUCAUUUUAUCUAUUGUAUGACUUUUUACUCCAUCCAGAGAAAAAUCACACAUGUAUUGGGGAAUGUGUACUUGUUGUUACUAUGGAAAAUCUAAUAAUAGAUACUUUCAUUUGUUUAGUGGCACCUUGCUGUAUAAUUAUUCCUUUGUAUGUGAAAAUCUGCUUUGUAGCAAAACGGCAAGCUAAUUAUUUAAAUUCAGUUACAGAAAAAAAGGCCAAAUCAGAAAAAAAGGCUGCAAGAUCCUUAGGGAUUGUAGUAAUGGUCUAUCUUCUUUGCUGGAUGCCAUACUACAUAGCUACUCUUUCUUUUGGGCAUGAUGAAAAUGAUGCUCUUAUAAUUAACAUAAUGAAUUGGAUAGUAUGCAUGAAUUCCUGCAUGAAUCCACUUAUCUAUGCAAUGUUUUAUAAAUGGUUUAGAGUGUCAGCAAAAUACAUUUUGACACUGAAAAUAUUUGAACCUUCAUCAGAGUAUUUUAAUCUGUUCCCAGAAGAGAAAUGACCAUUUAAAUGCUUGCAUGAAUAGCAUGAAGAACAUAUGUAAAUAAGAUUAUCUGUCAUCAAAUGGAAUAGUAGGGUUUUUGUGUUAAGCACUAUUUCAUAAAACUUUGGAUGAUACCAGUGCAACAAUUAUGUCUGUAAAAAGUUUAAAUGUACUUCCUA